This is a messenger RNA of Triticum aestivum (bread wheat), 2950 nucleotides long. Its product is annotated as DIMBOA UDP-glucosyltransferase BX8. Bases 1147 to 2526 code for a protein of 459 amino acids. Lineage: Eukaryota; Viridiplantae; Streptophyta; Magnoliopsida; Poales; Poaceae. The transcript is spliced from 2 exons. Gene Ontology annotation, molecular function: quercetin 7-O-glucosyltransferase activity; quercetin 3-O-glucosyltransferase activity. The record is from RefSeq and is a predicted model, not a curated record.
CUUCGUCAAGAUCCAUUCUCCUCUCAUCCCCGCGCUGCACACUUCUCUGCACCGCGCGCACAGCCGCCGUUGCACAAGCCAUUGCCAUCUCUGGCCGUCAUGCUCGCCCACACCAAUCCACCGCCAACACGAACCGGGUGAGGAAUGAUAGCGACCAUCGCAGCAUCAGAUAUUGCCGCCACGUGCUUCAUCGCAAGACCCCAUCGUCCUCACAGCAUCGGACGCCGCCGCCGCAUGCGCACAGCGGUGCUGCAGCGGGGCGCUCGUCGGCGGCCCCCGGUGCUGCGAUGCAGAGCUCGCGCGGAGGCCCGAAGCUCGGUGCUGCCACGAAACUUCGCAGACGGCUGCAAAUGGAGCUUCACUGACGACUGCAAUGGAGCUUCAACGCGGCGCCCGGAGCUGCGAUGAGCACGCAAAGCUGCAAUGAAUCUUCACCGGCGCUGCAAUGGAGCUUCACCGGUGAGCCCCAAGCUGCGGCGCGGCAGGCGAUGCUACAAUGGAGCUUCACCGGCGGCUGCAAAUGGAGAUGACAGGUGGCCUAAGCCGCGAUGCAACGGGGUAAGCGCUGCAGUGUAGCACCGCCGGCACCGUCGACAACAGGAAUGAAGCUUCACCGGCGAGCCGGAGCUGUGAUGCGGUGGGCAGUGCUUCAAUGGAGCUUCAGCGGCGGCUACAAUGGAGCUCCACCGGCGGCCCUGAGUCGCGAUGGAGUGGUGUUGAAGUUGCAGUGUAGCAUCACCGGCGCCGUCGACGACAGCGAUGAAGCUUCAUCGGGGCUGCAGUGUAGCUUCAUCUUCGGCAGUGGGAAGGGGGUGCGGCUCCUGCCGCUGAGCAUGCAGUGCUGCGUCCAUGUGGCGACGCGGUUGGUGGUCGCGUUGACCUGAUCCAACGAUUGUUAGGAGAUGAAUCCAACGACGCGCGACCUGACUAAUUUUCCCCAAAAAUCAGUCGGAUGAUUUGUAGCAGCCCCAAAACUUAUUGAGAAUCUAGUACGUCCAGGCCAGAAAGCGCAUUCGACCAGGCAUAUGCCGCUCUGGACAAGAACCAAACUAGCUCUUGCAGGUCGGAGGGGACAGCGUCUCUCUCCGAGACAGAAACACCUCCUCUGCAUCCACACAACGCACUCACGGACCUACACAGUCACCCAUGGCGCCGAGCAGCACCAACCGCGGCCGCCGCCGCGUGGUCCUCCUACCGCUGUCCUACCAAGGCCACAUCAACCCCAUGCUGCGCCUCGCCGCCGCCCUGCACUCCCGCGGCCUCGCCAUCACCAUCCUCCACCCGGAGACCCGCGCGCCGGACCGCCGGAAGCUCCCGGCGGACUACCGCCUGGUCACCAUCCCGGACAACAUACCGCCGGAGCUCGCCGCGUCCGGGGACGUCGCGUCGUUCGUCUUCGCGCUGAACAAGAACUGCGCAGCGCCGUUCCGGGACUACCUGGCCGGCGCCCUCAGGGCGGAGGAGGAGGGGGAGGACGGCCGCGUCGCCUUCGUGGUGGCCGACGUCGACUGGUUCGCGCCGCUCUCCGUGGCCAGGGAGCUGGGCGUGGCCGCUCUGGCCCUCAUGACCAGCAGCGCCGCCAGGUUCCUGGUGUACCUGGCGUACCCAAGCCUGUGCCACAAGGGCUAUUUGCCCGUCCAAGAGUCAAAUUUCAACACUGCGGUUGAGGAGCUUCCCCCCUUUCUUGUACGAGACUUGGAUCGCGUGAUGGACAUGGCUCAACACCUCGCGUACGCCGAUCUUCUCGCCCACAUCGUGGCCGGCGUGAGGCAAUCAUCCGGCCUAAUAAUCAACACAUCCGAAGACAUGGAGGGCAGGGAGAUUGAGAGGAUCCGCAGCGAGAUCACCCUUCCGGUGAUCGCCGUCGGCCCUUUGCACAUGAUGACGGCGUCUUCAUCCGUCGGGAGCAGCCUACUUACAGAAGAUCGCAGCUGUUUGGACUGGUUGGACACACAACAACCAAACUCUGUGAUCUACGUGAGCUUUGGGAGCCUGGUGGGCAUCGACACAGACGAGUUCUUGGAGAUGGCCUGGGGCCUGGCCGACAGCCAGCGCCCGUUCGUGUGGGUGGUCCGGCCGGGGCUGGUGCACGGUUGCGAGUUCAGCACGCUCCCCGAAGAGCUGCAAAAGAAUAUAGGUAGCAGAGGCAGAGUAGUCAGUUGGGCUCCGCAGCAGGAGGUGCUGAAGCAUCCGUCUGUGGUCGCGUUUCUCACGCACUGCGGCUGGAACUCAACAACGGAGGGCAUAUCGGAAGGCGUGCCGAUGAUAUGCAGACCGCUGUCCAGCGAUCAGAUGGGCACUAGCAGGUAUGUGUGUGAUGUGUGGAAGGUGGGGGUUAGGUUGGAGGUGGAGAACCGGCUGAAGAGAGGGGACGUCCAGGCGGCCAUCACAAGAUUGAUGGAAGGAAAGGAAGGUGAAGAGGUCAGGGAAAGAAUGAAAGAUUUGAGGCAUGCGGUGGGGAAGUGCACUGAUGAAGGUGGGACAUCUGAUGUUGCUUUGCAACGUUUGGUGGAUUUCAGUGUUUAAGCUACCACUUAACUAUUUAGACUAUGGCUAGCAAACAUGCUCGUGCAUUGCAACAGAAGAAAUGUCUCUAGCUCAUGGACCCGUGCAAUACAACGGGACGGGAGUCAAAGGAUGCUUUUCUUUUUGCGGGGACGCUAAACAUGCUCACUAUGGCUCUUCCUCAAUCAUCAAUGCAAGAUUUCUAAAAUUCAUGCGUGUGCUUCUAUCAAUAGCUAGUACUAAGGAUGAAGUUUUAUUGCCACGCAAAAUUUCAAGUUGAAACACACUACAAGAUGUCAGCUAUAAAAAAGACAAAAUCAACGUUGAAUAGUGCCAAACAGUAAUGUCACUAUUUAGGGCUGAAUUUGUCUUUUUCAUAGCUCACUUCUCAUAAUGUGUUUCAACUUGAAAUUUUGCACGGCAAUAAAACAUCACCCUCUCAACA